Corticium candelabrum is the source of this 1486-nucleotide messenger RNA. Its product is annotated as ankyrin repeat and sterile alpha motif domain-containing protein 1B-like. The transcript is spliced from 9 exons. NCBI's taxonomy places the organism in Eukaryota, Metazoa, Porifera, Homoscleromorpha, Homosclerophorida, Plakinidae. The record is from RefSeq and is a predicted model, not a curated record. Gene Ontology annotation, cellular component: nucleus. The coding region runs from base 571 to 1416 and encodes 281 amino acids. Gene Ontology annotation, molecular function: protein binding.
GUCAGUUGGUGUGUAUGCGGUGAGUAAUGGACUAUAGAAAAGAAAUGAAAAAGGAAUUGAGUGAAGCGGUGAGGAGAGGCGAUCUUCAGUCAGUAACACGUUUCUUUGAGUUGGGAGUUGAUAUCAAGACUCCAUGUGUUAACACUCUUCUGAUACAAGCGUGUAGGAAUAAUAAGAAGGAGAUAGUUGAGUUGCUUCUCACUAAAUCAGCAGAUGUUAAAGGGACUGGCAAGUUUGGAGUGACACCUUUGAUAACAGCAGCAAGGAAUGGGUUGGACAAUAUCAUUGAUGUGUUAUUGAAAUCCAAAAAUAUUAAUGUGAUGAAGAGACAUUAUGUACGUUUGAGUAUUGAGAGGUUCAGUUGAUAUUGUGGUGUCUGUUGUGCAUGUAUUAAACAUAUUUGUGAAUGUAAUGCAUUGAUUUUGCUAUUGUUCGUGUUUGUGUGCUCAUUAUGUGUGUUGAAUGGAAUGUCUGUUGCUUAGUAUGUUUUAAUUAACAUAAACACUCUCUCACUAGCUUAUCAGUUUCCUGUUUACUCAGGUUGGAAGGACAGCCAUUCAUUGGGCUGCAAUGAAUAAUCACAUGACCAUUGUAGAGAGACUUGUGUCUUGUUCUGUUCCUGUUGAUAUCAAUGAUAACAAUGGUUGUACACCACUGUGGUGUGCUGCCUAUUAUGGUCAUGUGUGUUGUGUUGAUGUUCUCCUAAAACAUGGAGUGAGUCCCCAACAUGAGAGUGAGAGGAAAGGAUCACCACUGCAGAUUGCCAAGCGACGUGGUCACAGUGAUGUUGUUGAGAUGAUGGAAGAAGCCAUAAGAUCAAAGACUCCGAAUAGAGAGGAGCGCGUAGCUACAGUAAUGUUACUGAUAAGACAGUUGGCAGAGAAAGACUUGCAAUUACAAUCAAUGAGCAAAGAAUUGGCAGAGAAAAACAGGGAGGUGGCAUCUUUGAAAGCACGAUUGGCAAGAAUCAGAGACGUAGCUGAUGUUGAGAGUGAUGAGGUUGUGGAAGAUGAUGUGAUAGCAGCCAGAAUUCAGUCUACUGCUAGCGCGUUUGCUCAGUCAACAGAGGAUGAUCAUAGACGUGAUUCGUAUUCUCGUCGAGUUCUGCAGGCAAUUCAAGGAUUUGGCUCAACCAGAUGGUAUGCACUCGGUCGUGAUUGUGGAGAAACACGAGAUCAGCUGCACAAAUUCACUGUUCUGGUCGAUGAUUGUGAUAAAGUUCAAGCUUUCUUUGAUGCGAUGGCACAGAAAGUAGGAGAGAAACGAGCAGCAGACAAACUACUGGACGCUUGCAAGAACAUACAAAACCCAAUAUUUGCUGCAGUAAAAGAAGUGAUGGACACAAAAUGUAAUUUGGGAAGGUGUUUUGUAUUGCAUAUUAAUAGUGUUGUCGUAGUUAAAUGUCCUCAGUUGUGAUUUGCUGUCAUUUUUAAUCUGAACUUAGCAGUCUAGUGAUUGUGUAGAAAAGUGAAGACAUCAAAUGCGU